GAGGGAGCCUCCUGGAGGCCACCAGCUGUGGCCUUGUGGGUCAUUUGGCUCCCCUCCCCCCCCCCCAGCUGCCUGCUACAGUUUUUGAGUUUGUGGCCUCUUUGAACGGCUUGUGUGCACCCAAGGAGCCUUGGACGGCAGGCGAAGUCCUUGGUCGAGGUGGUUUCUGACGCUACCAUCUGCCCAGCGGGCGAGAGCUGCCCUGAGGCGGAGUGCUCUCCCCGGAUGCGAUUUUGGGGGAGCUCUCACUCGACCUUGUACCUGAGUCACCCGAGUCGUUGGCUGAGACUCUUCCUGGUUCUUUCUGCUCAGGGCGUGUGUGGCCAGCUUGAUGGCAAAGCCAGUUCGUUUGGCUCUGUCUUGGGCUCUGUCUUGGUCUUGUUGGGAGGGCCCGCACAGGGAGAGGGUGGGCUCCUGGACUUCUGGAAAGGCACGCGGGCCUGAUGCCUCAUGGUUGAUCUGAUGUGAGGAAGGCGUGUUUUGAUAAGUUUGAAAGUGUCCAGAGGAUCAGUUUUAGGGGCUGCCAGAGAUUGGAGAGCCCCAGGCCCUGAGCUGGGGGUCCGAAGGUCCGGGUAACCUCAGACACGGCACCGGGCGCCCUCGGUCUCAGUGAGGAACCAUCACAGUAAAGCCCAGAGGUAACAUGAUGGUCAGGAUUAUUCUGGACAAGCAAGGAUUCCUGUUUGGUAUGAAUGUUUACAGUUGGGUUAUGACCCGUAAAUAUUAAACACGCAUGCGUCUGGACCAAUGCCAUCGGUGAUUGGGUGACUCUGUGGGGGACAAGGGAUGAACUUCCCUUGCAAGGUUCCACGUAAUUUGUGUAGAACCUCCGCCUGCUGGGAGGGGAGCGCGGCUCCUUCCCCCUCAGGUAUGGGCUGUGCGCGGGGAGGCGGGAAGGAGCCAGAUGGGACACGACCUCACCCGGAGAACAUGGUCAAGGCUGACAGCAGCAGGUCACGUUGAGGGCGUGCGAGGGUGUCUGCCUUCCAGCGUGAACUCUCUGAAUCCGCAGGUGUGGGGCUGCAGCCGGAGUCCCCCGGCUGCAACUUCCCUCCCUGAGCCGUGCUGCCAGGGGACCGCUGCAGGGAUGCCCUCGGAGCCUCCUUCCUGCACAGCCCUGGCCACCACCGUGCGCUACAAAGGGAGAAACCUGCGGAUCAAAGCGCCCAUGUGCCGAGCUCUGAAGAAGCUGUGUGACCCGGACGGCUUGAGUGACGACGAGGACCAGAAGCCGGUGCGCCUGCCCCUGAAAGUCCCUGUGGAGCUGCAGCCGAGGAACAACCACGCCUGGGCCCGCGUGCAGAGCCUGGCUCAGAACCCGAGGCUCAGGAUGAUCGUGGAGCUCCAUCGGAAGGUCUCCAGCCUCAUCGAAUUCUUAAAACAGAAGUGGGCGCUCCACGAAGUGCGGAUUCGGAAGACGCUGGAGGACCGGCAGCUGCAGCACUCGCUCGCGGCACCCGCGCAGGAGAAGGUGGCCCUGCACCUGUUCCCCGGAGAGAGCUGCACGCUGACGCCGCUCCCGGGCGUGGCCCGCGUGGUGCACUCCAAAGCCUUCUGCACGGUGCACUGGCAGGAGGGCGGCCGGUGCAGGCAGAGCGCCAGGGACACCCACACAUUGCCUCCAGCGCAGAUCCUGGGCAUCCAGAGCGGCCAGGGCACGGCCAGGGGCCAGGUGAAGUGUCCACGGGGUGGCGCCGAGGGCAAGGGCCCCGGACGUCCCCCUCCGUCCACCGACGCCUCGCAGAGCUCCGGAGAGAGUUCCCCUGAAAGUGCCCCCGGGGAGGGGGCCGCCCCAAGCCUCGGUGGUCUAGACACUCCUGACAGGCUCCAGGAUCCGGGGGCGCGGCUCGAGAAGACCCCCACGGCUGCUCCUGCAGAUGGCCCCGCCCGAGAGCCCGGGGACGUGCCGUGCACCUGCGGCCAGCUCCCAGAGCUGGAGGAGGAGCUCUCCCUCCUUGACCCCUUCCCCCGCUACAUGAAGUCCUGUCAGGACCUCAUCAUCCCCGAGCAGUGCCGAUGCACGGACUCGCGGCCCCCGGGGUGCCCCUCCCCAGAGACUCGUGGUCCUGGCAGCGCGGAGGCGGCUGACCUUGCCCGGGCCGGGGCCCCAUCCCCUGUCCGGGCCCCACAGGGUCCAGAGCUUCAGUCCAGUCCCGGGCUCCAGCCAGAUGUUUGCACUAAAGACUUGGCAGACGCACCUGCGGAGGAGCCCCAGGACAAGGGGAGCCCCCUGGAACCCCUGCCUCAGGGACAGCCUGCCGCCAAGCCUCCGAAGGACGUCCCUGCCAGCCGGCUCGCCCAGCAGCUCCGUGAGGAGGGCUGGAACCUGCAGACCUCCGAAAGCCUUACGCUGGCCGAAGUCUACCUCAUGAUGGGCAAGCCGAACAAGCUGCAGCUGGAGUACGACUGGCUGGCCGUGCUGGGCCCCGAGGGCCAGGCCCCCGGCGGGCAGGCGCAGGGCCCCCGCGGCGGCUCCCCGCCCCCCACCUUCCACAAGCAGCGCCUGCUCAGCUGCCUCCUGAAGCUCAUCUCCACCGAGGUCAACCCCAGGCUGGCUCCAGAAGGGAACGUCAGCUCCACGGCUUCGGCGAGGCCCGCCCAAGAGGAGCAGUCCGCGACCCCGCCAGGGAAGGUGGUGACCGUCAGCUCCCGGAGCCCGCGCUGCCCGCGUAGCCAGUCCGCCCUGCGCAACAGCAAGGCCUUCUCUCCGAGCUCCGCGUCCUGCUCCUCAGGUCUGAGAAACCCGCCGAGACCCCUGUUGGUGGCUGGCCCCUCCAGCACAGGCAGCAGUGACUCAGACGGUGGCCUUUUCGCUGUCCCCACUACUUUGCCGCCCAACAGCCGACAUGGGAAGCUCUACUCUCCCAGUAAGGAGACAGAACUGACUUUCCGUCAGCACCUGAACUCCAUCAGCAUGCAGUCGGAUUUCUUCCUACCGAAGCCCAGGAAGUUGCGGAACCGGCACCUGCGGAAGCCAUUGGUGGUCCAGAGAACACUGCUUCCUCGGCCAUCUGAAAACCAGUCCCACAACGUCUGUUCCUUUUCCAUCCUGUCCAAUUCUUCCAUAACUGGCAGAGGCUCGUUCCGGCCCAUCCAGUCCUCCCUGACCAAAGCGGCCCUGUCUCGGCCGAUUGUGCCCAAGGCCCUUCCACCCCAGGCCCCGGGUCAUCUGGCCAGUGCUAUCGACUUGGCAGCUAAAAGUGCCGGCAUCAUCCCCGGGAGCCCCCUGCCUGUCUUGGACACUGAGGGCUUGUCUGGCAUCUCCCCGCUCUCUUCAGACGAGGUGACCGCUACCGUCCCGGGUCAGGACUCCACCGGCACCCACCAGAACGGAGACCCCAUCCCUGCCGUGGGGGGCGCCAGCGGCCCGUUCGUCAGCGUUCCCUCGAGGCCUGAGCAGGAGCCAGUGACGGACAGUUUCCAGGGCUCACCUGUUCUCUCCUUAUCUGAGCUGGCCAAGGCUCCCCUCCACAACGGGCUCCCCACACCCGUGCCCACGCCGGAGGGCUCCAGCAGCCGCCUGUCCCCGCCCAACGUCUCCGCGCUGCUGGACAUCUCCCUGCCCGGCCCGCCUGAGGACGUGCUCUCGCAGGGCGAGCCCGCUACGCACAUCAGCGACUCCAUCAUCGAGAUCGCCAUCAGCUCCGGCCAGUAUGGUGAGGGAGUCCCUCUUUCUCCAGCGAAACUGAAUGGCAGUGACAGUUCCAAGAGCCUUCCGUCCCCAUCCAGCAGCCCCCAGCCGGACUGGAUCGCCUCCCCCACCCACGACCCCCAGUGGUGCCCCAGCGACCCCACAGACUCGUCGCUCAGCAGCUUGUUUGCGAGCUUCAUCUCCCCGGAGAAGAGCCGGAAGAUGCUGCCGACCCCCACGGGGCCCCCCAGCGGCACCUCUCUGCUGGGCCCCAGCUUACUGGAUGGCAACUCGAGAGACUCCUUCGUGUCCAGGUCCCUGGCUGACGUCGCUGAGGUUGUGGAUUCCCAGCUGGUGUGCAUGAUGAACGAAAACAGCAUCGAUUACAUAUCUCGAUUCAAUGAUUUGGCCCAAGAGCUAGCCAUCGCCGACCCCAGCCGCCGAGAGGUCCUGUUUGAUGGCAGUGGAGGUGGGCCCCCCGUCGGUGACCUGUCCCAGUGACCACACCUCGUCACUGGCAGGGCAUCCUGGAGCCUGCAGAGGAGGGCUCACAUGGCUGGUGGUCCUCAACUGUGGUAGGUGUAGCCCUCUUCAGGCUAGAGAAAACACAAAUCAAGCCCAGGCCCUCCAGAGGACGGUCCGAACAGAGGAACUUCACCCCAGAACGCACAACACGCAGCAAGUCGUGUCCCAACGGGCAGAGGCCAGUGGUGGUGCGGGACACGAGGACGAAUUCUCUGGAAGGGCCUAUGUCAGCCGUGGCCAUGGGGCUGGAGCAAUUCCCUGCCAGCCAUGGGGUCUCCUGUUAGGGUCAGCAUAGCGACCACAUUUCUGCCCACGCUUCUGCCUCAGUUGUUGUGUUCGAUGUUCCAGUGGGCUUUCUUUCUGAGGGAAAGGAAUGGGUGUGCCUUGGCGUAGUCGCUGGUCCCAGGGAGUUGCGGCCUCCCCAUUCUCUGCAGGGAUGCUUCCAGCCACCGCUGCUUUCUUUCUGCCAAACCUAUGCACUCUUGGGUUGCUUUCUCUGCAGAGUGAUGACAGGGAGGGACAGCAGGGCAUGGCCUAGGCUCUGCCUCAUGGGGUCUCUACCCUUAGCAGACCCCUCAGAGGACCCUCGGAUCACAGGGCGGCCUAACGGGUGCCAUCACCGCAGAAACCUAGAGGUUUGUUCUGACUCAAUGGGAAGGAGGAAAGAAUCCUGUUUUACGCAGGUUGUGUGGACUUUUAGGAAAAAGUUCUGCUAAACCGGUUGGAAAAAAUUUUCCUCGUGUUUUGAGAAUUAGGAGAUGUCAGAGAAGAGCAGAGUUUAAUGGUUUCCUUCCUGUGUUCAAGUUUCUUCCCGGUGAUCUGAGUCUCUUCUUGGUCAACUAAGAUGUUCUCUCUCUGUUGGGACCACACUUGAGCCUUUGCCAACGAGCUCCUGAUCUGCCGGCGUGCUGCUGUCCGGCACCUGACCGCACGGGCCCUGUGGGGAGGGGUUUCUCUGCCUCGGCAUCUCCUGUCCCUUCCGUGGGCUUUCGCGCAGAGCCUCCCGGGCGCACAGAUUUCAUCCUUCACGUUAUUUCCACCCCGUGGCCUUCUGUCUCUCCUCUUCCCGCGCAGGGAACGCAAGCAGAGGUCAGAACGCCUGGGUGCAGUCGGAGCACACAAAAACCACAUCCCUCUGGUGUGCUCCCCGGCCCCGGUGACCGUUUGGCAUCGCUGCAGAUGGUUCCGUGCCCGGUCUUCCCGCAGAGCGGAGCCAACAAGCUCCUUUGCUUCUCGGCCUAGGGAGGCUCCACAGACAAAGCACCAUGCGGCCGCAUCCGUGGCGGCCGGGAGCCAGUGCUGUGGUGUUGCUCAGGUGAAACCUGCGUCCCGCCUUCCCACCUGCUGCUUCACCCUCCGCCCCGCAGCCAGGCUCUUUGGCUUCUGAAACCCGCCAGAACUGACCACCGUUUCUCUUUCCUCUUCCCGACUGGCAGCAGAAUGGAGCGGCAGCCUCCCGGGCCAGCCCCGGCCCUCUACGCGGGCUUCUCUCCCGGUCCGCUGUGAAGAGUUGAGGCAGCGUGAAAAGGGAGAAAAGGUCUUAUACGAGCAGAGGGGAUGCUCCUGCUCUCAUCAUCUCAGCAGACGGAUGUGGCCGCUACCGGCUGCGGGCAGGGUCGUUCUCCCCGAGCAGUGGAGGAGGGCAGGCUUCCGGGCAGUAGCUUUCCCUCGUCUUAAGUGUCUCUCAGAGCUCUUGCCUAUAAGGAGGUUUCCCUCUUUCUGGUCUGGGUCUGGGUCCAAAUAGCACCAAUAAAAGCACUCUUCUGGACUCCUACAGAAAGUCCUAAAGCUCUGGAGAUGUGUCAGAGAGGGACAUGGCGCCCCUUUAGUAAGAGAUACGGAUGGCAGCCCUUGAACCACAGCGUCUUUAAACUAGCUUAUGUGGUUUUGUGAUCCAUCCAUCCGUUUCCUGGAAUUAGCGCCCCGUUGAGGUGAUAAGACCAGCAGAUCUGUCCCUGGGCAUCUGACUGUGUUAGGUCUUUAGUAGGUUAGCACACCAGACCAAGUUCAGGCCACUCCUAACUUGCUCCUACUCCCACUGUCUGGGACCAGAGACGCCAAGUAACAUUAUAGCACCGCUGCUGGGAGCAGUGCCUGGUGGCAGUGUGCACGUUGCCAGAGAUGGUAGAAGGUCUUAAGCUGCUUUCCUUAGGGGACGCCCCGAGGCAGUCUGGUGGGUAGGGUGGCCCAGGUUACUCAAUGACACCUAAAAGGAGGACAAGUAGGGAUCUGGAUCAGCUUUUGUCGGCCAUUUAGUGUCUCCUCCCCUUGGGGGCUGGACCACAGACUCUCUGGAGUGUCAUCCAGCUGGGAGGUGGGUUAAUGAGGACAGUGGAUGGAUUCUUCUCACCUGUAAUAAAGCUGACACGAUUCCACUUCUGCAGCAACCAGACAGGUAUAAAUAAGCAUUUGCUCGCCACGCUAAGGGGAAGUGGCGUCGUUAGCAUUAAAAGGAGGGUGUGUGUUCUCCCAGCCUAAAUGUAUGUGUAUAAAAAUAAGCAGCUAAUGUUAAGGGCUGGAAUUUUCGAAAGACCCAAGCAGAGAAACUUCCCUCUUCCUUUAUCUUCCUCUGCCUUCCCGACGAAAGUUGUCAUCUCCGUGUGAACCUCUGGCUUUCUUCGUGCAUUCGAGCACAUUGUGAGACCAGGGCCGUUCCUCAGAAAAUCCCUCCCGAGUCAGUCUACUGCUGUCUGGGAUCUUUUUGCUGAUUCAUCUUCUUUAAAGAUUGAGACGGGAGACAGCUGGUCUCCAGGGAGUUGGUGUGUUUGGGCCUUGAUUCCUAUGGUGACUAUCCAGUGAUGAGCAUUACACUCUAGAAAAUAGAGACAGAAGUCGAAGCUGGAGGCCCCACAUAGGAUUGUUGGUGACAUUUUCCUCAUCUUUCCGUAUCUCCUAGGUGUAGAGUACUUGCUCAGGGAGUGGGGAUAUUUGAAAACAUUUCAUCCAUUGAUCUACUUGCCUUCUCACAUAUCCAACUUAGCAUCAGAAUCCUGGAAAGGGUGUCCUUUUCAGUUUGAUAGCAUCUUUUAACUUGAUCGCAGCAUGGGAUCCAAACUUGUGCAAAGAAAAGUUAUGGAAUAAAAGAUUUUGGAGACCAGUAGAGGAGGAAAGCAGCAGGUUUUUUUUUUGUUUGUUUUUUUGUUUUUUUGAGACAUUGAGAUCUAUCAAAUGCAUUUGUGAGAAAAUAGGGCAGGCACCUUGUCUUAUGAAAAAAAAGGAAGAAACCCACCGCAAACCUUUCCUGUCAGACCUCUCUGGACCCCGCAGUAAUUUGUAACUCACGUUAAGUCUUGGAAGCACUACAGCAACCUGGACCCUUUGUUUUGUAACAGGAUAGCUGGCGCUAGAGCUAUGGUCUGGGCCGCAGAACUUACCGCUGUUUCUUUUGAUAAUCGUUAAGCCAUAUCAUCUAAGGUUUCGGCUUGUUUGAGAUGUGAAGUUGUUUUAUAGAUUAUAAAUAUACAUAUACAGUGUAUGUAUAAAGCAGAAUGCCUGUCCUUCCUGAUUAUUUUUUGUACCAUAUUGUAAAUUAUAUUAUUUAUUCUUUACCAAUUUUGGGAAUAAAAGGUGUUUUGGUUAUUUAAUAUAAUAAACAAAAGCUGUUAAACUUCUUAUGUUUAAAUUUCCAGUUCAACUUGUAAAUCUGUUUUUAUUAUUGUGCAUAAAUACAUACUAAUACUUGAUCUAAUA
This is a messenger RNA of Neofelis nebulosa (Clouded leopard), 7846 nucleotides long. It is a transcript of the gene CRAMP1, whose product is annotated as cramped chromatin regulator homolog 1. The record is from RefSeq and is a predicted model, not a curated record. The transcript is spliced from 16 exons. Bases 905 to 4132 code for a protein of 1075 amino acids. Lineage: Eukaryota; Metazoa; Chordata; Mammalia; Carnivora; Felidae. Gene Ontology annotation, cellular component: nucleus. Gene Ontology annotation, molecular function: chromatin binding. Gene Ontology annotation, biological process: pattern specification process.